Orussus abietinus is the source of this 403-nucleotide messenger RNA. RefSeq lists its product as uncharacterized. The record is from RefSeq and is a predicted model, not a curated record. The transcript has 3 exons. Bases 54 to 359 code for a protein of 101 amino acids. Lineage: Eukaryota; Metazoa; Arthropoda; Insecta; Hymenoptera; Orussidae.
GGAAUGUGUCGAUAAAAAUACCACUGGCGGUGGCCACCAACUCCACGGUCAGCAUGGCCUGUCUGUACGACCUAGAGUCCGACACCCUCUACGUCGUCAAGUGGUACAAAGGGCAGCAGGAGUUCUUCCGAUAUCUGCCCAAAGAGAUGCCACCAAUGACGGUGUUUAGCCCUCUUGGCGAUAAGGUCGACACGGCGCAGAGCAACAACCACCACGUAGUCCUGACCAACGUGCAGCCCGAUCUGGCUGGCAAAUACCGUUGCGAGGUCUCCGCAGAUUUUCCGACAUUCCAUACCGAAAUGGUCUCCAGUUACAUGCACGUAGUCAUUACUCGGUCUCCUCCCAGGGCCCCUCUUUGAUCUUGUCCCUGUGAGGGGUGCACCCGUUACACCUGACUAAUUAC